This is a messenger RNA of Perca fluviatilis (European perch), 1513 nucleotides long. It is a transcript of the gene cd9b, whose product is annotated as CD9 molecule b. The transcript is spliced from 8 exons. Bases 237 to 923 code for a protein of 228 amino acids. NCBI's taxonomy places the organism in Eukaryota, Metazoa, Chordata, Actinopteri, Perciformes, Percidae. The record is from RefSeq and is a predicted model, not a curated record. Gene Ontology annotation, cellular component: membrane.
AUCUGUUGAAGGCGCGCUCUGUCCACCCUGCUCCAACCAACCCCAACCAACCGACAGUUGACGGAAGUUAUCGAACGGAGCCGAACCGAGCCGAACGCGACACAUCCAAACUGAACCUAUAAAUUGGACACCUAAAAACUGACAAACGGCGAGAGUUGUAUCCAGAUAGGCUAUUAUAGGCUAUAUAUAGGCUAUAACUUUUUGAUACUAGCUAACACAGUAAAAACACAGCAGGGAUGACGGCUCUAAGCAGCUGGGAGCUGUGCGUGAAGUACGCCCUCUUCAUCUUUAAUUUCGUCUUCUGGCUGGCAGGUACUGGGGUGCUGGCUGUAGCCCUGUGGCUGCGAUUUGACUCGAGGACAGUAGGACUGUUUGAAAGCGAGGACUCACCUACAGUCUUCUUCACUGGUGUGUACAUCCUGAUUGCGGCGGGGGCUCUGAUGAUGGUCGUGGGAUUCCUGGGAUGCUGCGGCGCCAUUAAAGAGUCGCCGUGCAUGCUGGGAUUGUUUUUCCUCUUCCUGCUCCUCAUCUUCGCUGUGGAAGUUGCUGCUGGGAUCUGGGGCCUCUCCAACAAGGACAGGGUGGUGGAGGACGUUACAGAGUUCUAUAAGCAGACCUACAGCAACUACAGAGACACCAAACAGGAUGCACUGAAGGAGACGCUGCGUCUCAUCCACUUUGGACUGGACUGCUGCGGCCCCACAGGGACGGUGAUUGAUGCUGCCAAAGAUAUCUGCCCCCAGCAGGAAGGACUGGCGCUCCUCGUCACCAAGAGUUGUCCGGCUGCCAUCGACGAGAUGUUCAACAACAAACUGCACAUUAUCGGCGGCGUCGGCAUCGGUAUCGGUGUCAUCAUGAUCUUUGGGAUGAUCUUCAGCAUGAUGCUCUGCUGUGCCAUUAAGAAGUCCAGGGACUUUGUCUGAACAAACCCCCUCCAUCUUUGACUUAUGUGUCCUUACAUUAACAACCUCUUUUUUUUUUUUUUUUGAGAUUAUAUCAGUUUAAUAAUCAUAACGUUCGUCCCUUAGUUUAUUGCUUGGAUCCAUACAGGAUGAACACACCUGUGAGAGUAUGGGAUGUCUUAAUAUUUUGGCUCUUUUCCACUUUGGGCACACAUGUAAUCUCUCUACAGAGGAAUGUGGACAAAGUUUAUUUUUUUUUUUUUUUUUCCUUCAUUCUGGUACCCAAUAUAAUGAAUGUACAUCCUACUUUUCAUCACAACACAGAACCGGUUGCUCUGAAGGAAAAAGACAUUGAGUGCUGCCCUCUAGAGGACAAUGAAGAUCCCAACUAUUAACUCUUCUAAUAUCUGUUCAGUUGAUGUGAAAUGUAUUAAGUUUGCCUGUGGUUGGUUUGUAAUCUAACCGGCUUUUUGCAGCUAACUGAAUUUUAUUUUUGCUCGUUGCUUAAAUGACAUGUCUUGAUUUUUAAGCAGAAGUGAGUUAUAUGCAAAUAUUUUGAAAGCAGUUUAAAUAUAUUUGAAAUGCCAAAUAAAUGAACUAAUGAACACUGA